AUGACUGAUAAACAAAACAAUCAUGGCUCCCUCGCCAAACCAUUCACCCCCACGCUCAGCGCCGCUUUUCACCGCAACCGCGCGCCUUUAACGCCUAAGCUCGCCAGUCCAGGCGGUCAUCCUGCAGCGCGCCGUCUCGCCAAUGAUCAACCUUUUACCCCUUCCAAAGACGAUUCCCCCGCCGUCCAUCCAUCCCUCCUCAGUGCCAACAUCACCCCACGAUCAGGUUCACGAACCACUCGCCGUGAUGCUACAUUUCCUUCUCCAACAAGUACCUCCCCGGCCCCGUCGCCGCAGCCUUAUACUCAACCCCCGGUCGGGUUCGGGCUGGCCGCCCCUCGUCGAACCGAACGCAGCCCGGCUCGCGGGGUGAAGCCGGAGCAGUCGAGGAGCUUGAGAGCAAAGACUCUCACUGCGGAGGGACAACAGCAACAGCUUUCGCGCCCGAAUUCUUUUACGGAUAUGGCAGGGAGCUCCCCUCGAUUCUUUCAUGCCUCCGACGCCCGCUCAACAACCUCCUCCGAAGUCGAUACCUCCCGCCCGAAGCCUAACAAGGCCCCUUCAGUUGCGAGCUUCGUGUAUGCGAACGGCAACCAAGAACGACAGACCGCGUCAGAUGAAGCUCUAUCAACGACCUCUAGUCGACGCUCAGGGGGUCCGGGAAGUCUUCCGCGCCCCGCACCUCCUGCCAGGUCGAUAGUCUCACCCUCACCGCGCCUCCGAUCUCCCCGACCAUCCGACGCGACAUCUCCCCCUUUAUCCGAAAAACAAGUCACAUUCAGUCCCAAUUUAGAUCAUGGAAUCGAAGGUGUCUUGCAUGGCUUCUCCCCUACUCCAAAUUAUCAUCCCGAUCGACAACAAUCUCCCUCUCUCCCACUUCCACGACACCGAAAGUCUUCCAGUAUAGGCUCUUCGAGCCAAGGCACAUAUGAUGGUCUUAAAGCCAGUCCGAUCAUCGUGUCUAGCACGUUCAAUUCCGAGAAUACUCCGCCCAUGAUGUCCGAGCAAAUUCCAACCCUUCGCCCUCGUGUCUUCAGCAAUGGCUCCUCUAUCUCCAACGAUCCGCUCCCCCAUAUGCCCAUGAGUCCCGGAGUACCACAUUUGCCUAUGUCAAUGAGCCCAAGUAAUCCGCAUUUGUCGAGGCCGAUGAGCCCUGGAAAGUCGGAAAGUGGCGGCGAGGUGCUCAAUGCGCGGACGGAGCGUAAGAUCAUGGACUUGGAAAUCAGCAAUUCUUCUCUUCUCGCCAUCAACCGGACGCUCGAGCGUGAAAUGCGAAAGCAGAAUGCAGAGCUUCGGAGGUUCCGCCGUCUCAGUCGCUCAGGACGUCUCUCAAUGGCCCCAUCGACCCGCUCGUUCUCGGGGGUGACGAUGUCAACCACUAGUGAAAUCGAUGGAGAGGUCAGUGAAAUGUCUUCCGAGAUGUCGGAAGUGAGCGACGAAGACUCCGUUGCAGAUGAGGAGGACAUGACCGCCGACUCUCUUGCGGAGCACGAUGCGAAACACCGCGCCCAUGACGAGAAGAAAUUUAUGCUUGACCUCGCAAAACAUCAGGAACUGCUAGUCGACAGCCAGAAAAUGAACCAGAGUCUUAAACGUUGCCUGGGCUGGACCGAAGAGCUCAUCAAAGAGGGCCAAAGAGCCCUCGAAUAUAGUGUCCACGUUCAGGACAUCGAAUUGGGCGGCCGUGUUCUCGCGCCAGAAGAGCUGGGCGAAAUUGGCCCAAGUGGACGUGCUCUACUCAGCCCCUCGACAGAAUUCUCAGUCGCUUUCCCAUCUAACGACACCUCCUUUGAUACAUUCUACGAACCCGACCCUGCUACACUCCCUUUGCCUUCGUCUCCUGGUGGGACGGACUAG
Molecule: messenger RNA, 1857 nt
Organism: Penicillium manginii
Lineage: Eukaryota; Fungi; Ascomycota; Eurotiomycetes; Eurotiales; Aspergillaceae
Exons: 1
Coding region: 1-1857 (618 amino acids)
Source: RefSeq, a predicted model, not a curated record